This is a messenger RNA of Corticium candelabrum, 1150 nucleotides long. Its product is annotated as zinc finger and SCAN domain-containing protein 29-like. The record is from RefSeq and is a predicted model, not a curated record. The transcript has a single exon. The coding region runs from base 83 to 925 and encodes 280 amino acids. NCBI's taxonomy places the organism in Eukaryota, Metazoa, Porifera, Homoscleromorpha, Homosclerophorida, Plakinidae.
CUGUUUUCCAACAAUAGAUCCGGAUCAGACUCGAACGAGACUGAACCGGUACCCAAAGUCUUUCCUAGCCUAGGCACAUGAGAUGGCCCAUUGGCGCGACGAAGAGACCAAACACUUGGUAACCCUGUGGAGCCAGAACGAUGUACAGUUAGUGCUGAAUGGAGGCAAAAGGAACCGAUUCGUCUUCGAAGAAAUAAGUAGGAACAUGAACUCCGCAGGCUACAGCAAAACUGCAGAUCAAUGCAAAUGUAAAAUCAAAAAGUUGAAAUUCACCUACCGACGACUGAAACAGAAACAGCAACAGUCGAGCGAAGAGAUGAAGUGCAAUUGGCAAUUCUGGGAGGCUAUGGACGCGGUGUUAGCGGCAAGUACAUAUCUAAAGACACCAUGUCCGCCAAUAGCAACGGCACAAGUGGAGUGUAAUGUGGAUGAGUGUGAGCAGAUCAAAGCUGCAGACCGACAAGUUGCAAGCUGGCCUGAUCUCGAGACUGCUGAGAGAGAUCAAUGUGAAGAGGGUUUCGACAGCAUGCCACCUGGGAGAGUUCCUAGUGUACAUAACUCUGGUUCAAACUCUCCAUUAAACGUUGCUCCAAAUGAGACAAAGGCAACUGUUUGUAGUGGAGGAGCUCAGAAGAUGAAUUCCGAUGGGAACUGUCGAAAGAGGAAGAGACCACUUGAUACCAGAGAGGCACAGUCAGAGGUACUGGUAGAUAAGAUGAUGAAAAUGCUAGAGGAGAGUAAUCAACAUCACAUGAGGCUGGAGGAGAAACUGCUGCACCUUGCAGAACAAAUGAGGCAGGACAGCCGGGACUUUCAGAUGCACAUGAUGUCAUUGUUAUCUAAUAUCACGGGUGUCAAUGGAGCAUAUCCUUCAGUUGCUCCCUGUCAUGGGACAUACUAUUUUGUGCAGCCUAAUGAUGAGUAAUUGUACUACGAGAUUGUUGUAGUUAGCAGAAAAGUUAUAUUGACAGCUUGACUGGCCAUGGUACAAGUAGGUAUAAUAUACGUUCUACAUGAAUAUUUGUUAGCUGAUAAUUAUAGACAUAACAGUGUCUUACAAAGUAACAAAUCAAUCAUGGUUAUCCCACUUUUUUAACUUAAUUAAUUAAUAGGUUGUGUGUGUGGUGUGGUGUGUGUGUGUGUGUGUGUG